Molecule: messenger RNA, 2299 nt
Organism: Tachysurus vachellii
Lineage: Eukaryota; Metazoa; Chordata; Actinopteri; Siluriformes; Bagridae
Gene: gas1a
Product: growth arrest-specific 1a
Exons: 1
Coding region: 495-1292 (265 amino acids)
Biological process (GO): regulation of cell cycle
Source: RefSeq, a predicted model, not a curated record
CGGAGGAGCUGGUACGCGAGUCUAACGCGCUGCACUUUUGUUGUUUGUUUUUGUACUGUUGUAGUGUUUAUUUUCCCCACGCGUACUUAAUGAAGGAUGAGAAACCCACUUCCGUGAAGGUUUUUUUUUUUUCUCAAGUGCACGAGUCGUGACUACUAAAGACCGCGCAAACUUAGACGAGCUCACUUUGGUGAAGCGGGACAGAGGAGAGGACCGAGCCAGCAAGUCCUGCUGCUUACACACAGUGUGACGGAGAGAGGAGCUGCAUGAAGUGCUGACCGUCUCUGUGAAUACAUCUGGGUCAAAUGGAAGGAUCUAUUAAACAGUUUUAUUCAUUUUGAAUAAUAAAAAAAACGGACAUCUGCAAGAUCAAUAACUUAAAGCGGAGUUGAAUUACUUCUCGUGAAACACGAAAUGAUUUGAAAACAUAACGGAACAGCUACUCUGAGCCCUUGACAUGGACGCAUGAUUGGCCAGCUCUCGCCCUGACGCCAAUGGCGAGGCUCGCGCGGUCAUCCCGGGGCGCCGGCUCGAACCCUUGGCCGCUCGCCUGCGCGCUCCUGUUUUUCGGCACUUAUGUGUGUGCGGGUCCGUCGUCGAAUCGCGCGAGGGGACGUCUCGUCUGCUGGCAGGCUAUUAUGAACUGCCAGGCAGAGCCUGAGUGCCACUAUGCAUACGGACAGUACGUGCGUGCGUGCGACCCAGUGUUGAGCGGCCGGCGGCGCUCUUGCCCCAGCCACUGCAUCGCAUCACUUGUGCAACUCAACCAGACUAAAAGCGGGCCUGCGCUGGAGGACUGCAGCUGCGCAGAAGAUCAUUUGUGUAGAGACACCAAGCGCGCAAUCGAGCCGUGCCUGCCCCGGACCAGCAGUAUGGGCUGCACGGAGGCGCGGCGGCAGUGCGAGCGCGACGGUCCGUGCCGUGCAGCGAUGGGUGACUACCUGCAGCACUGUGGGAAACUUUUCAGCGGCGCCACGUGCACGAACGCGUGCCGCGGCGUCAUCGCGCAUAUGCGUCGCCUGCCCAAGGCACAGCAGCUCGACACGUGCAUUUGUGACGGCGCUGAACGUACCAUUUGCGAAUACGUCAAAGUGAGCAUGCACACGCUGUGCUUCGGCAUGCCGCCCGUGGUAGAUAAUGAUGGAUCCGGGGCCUUUAACGAUGAUUACGAGGAUGAGGAGGAUGAUGGAGAGUACGGGUUAGAGAACAGCCCGAGAAGCUCGGGGACGCGCGUGCAGUACCUGAGGGCUCUUCCCGUGCUUGCACCAGUCUUGGUAUUGUUACGGUUUUAAUGAUAAAUACAAAGCAAUGCAGCGUUCAAUGCAUUAGACUUUUGCUUACACCUGAUCAGCAGCCGUUUAAACUUAUCCCGUUCUAAAGAGUACGAAAUGUACCUUUGGGUGACGUUCAAGUCCUUUUAUGGCAUUGCAUUCACCUUUGAUUUUCUAUGCAAAUGCACUGUUCAUGAAUUGAAAUGGACAUCGGGAACCAUGGCACCAUAUUUAUUUCUGGCCAAGAUCUCUACCUGGAUGUCACAGAAGUCCCCAAAUAAAUCAGAUCUAAACUCAGUCUGACACUACUGCCUUAAAACGAGACUGCCCAUGUAGAAAUACUACUCAGACAUUGUCCAGCAACACUUGUUGACAGAAAGGGCAAUAUGUAUGUACACAAGAAAAAAAAAUUGUUACCUAGAGGUUUAACAAUGCAAAGGUUUUAGCAGAGAGCUUUGCACUGCCAUUAUACAACUACACUGCAAAAUCUCUUAUGUUAAAUGAAUUCAGAAGUGUUGGACUUUUAUUGACACUGCAGGUGUUGAUUCAGCACUGUGGGUGUUAUUUAAAACAUCAGGGCUUUUGCUGUGUAGCUAUGUAAGCUAUUUUAUAUAAAGUUGUGAUUGACCGAGAGGCUGAAUAACAUUUCUAUUAGGAACGUGUUUGGAAAGUUUCUGGCAUGCUGGAAUAAAUUAAAGAAGGUUGAAUGUUGGAUCAUUUGCUCAAACGGACUGGAUACAAGCAUUUUCAUAGCCUAUAUUUGCAUCACAGAAUAGAACGCAAUAUUUUGUAUCAUAAGAUGUCUAUGAAAACGAAGCAUGAGUCCAGCUUUAAAGGGAAGUUGGUUAUUUUUUGAACUGGUUUUCCUUUUAAAAUACUGUACAGUGUAAAUAGAUUUUCAGAGAAAUAUAAGUUGUCCUAUCUGAGAUGAAUUAUGAACUGUAGAAAAUGUCUAAAUCCACUGUAUGACUGCCUCAGUGAUGUACUUUUUAUAGAAGGCAUAAAAACAAAAGUACCAAAACUAAAAA